Molecule: messenger RNA, 1068 nt
Organism: Durio zibethinus
Lineage: Eukaryota; Viridiplantae; Streptophyta; Magnoliopsida; Malvales; Malvaceae
Product: lectin-like protein
Molecular function (GO): carbohydrate binding
Source: RefSeq, a predicted model, not a curated record
AUGGCAACAUUUUCCAUUCACAGCUACACUUUCUCUUUUAAGCUCCAAAUCUUCAUCUUUCUAUUCCUUACAUCAAAACCCAUUUCCCCUUUUGCCCAUCAAGCCCUUGAUAACAACCCCAGCUUUGGUCCCCACAUUUCCCUCUUUGGUGAUGCCAGGGUUGAAGAUGGAGGCUCCCAUGUGCUGCUCACACGCUCUCACGCGCCGAGUUCUGGACUUUUAUUGCUGGAUAAGCCCUUCAAAUUCGUGGAGGAGAGGAAUGUGGGUAAACCCUUGUCGUUUUCAACUGAGUUUUCCUUUUCUAUCUCUCCUGGUAAUGGUGAUGGUUUAGCUUUUGUUCUUAUUCCAAAUGGUUUUCAGACAAGGUUUCAGGCUCAAGGGUCUUUUGGUCUUUUUGGUGAAAAUAUGUUUCUGGGUAUUGAAUUUGAUACAAAGAAAGAUGAUAAAGUUGGUGACUUUAAUGCAAAUCAUGUAGUAAUCGAUGUUAGGAGUCAUGAAUCCGUUAAAGUUAGCAAUUUGUCAUCUCUGAAUUUGGUGUUGAACAAUGGGGAAGUAUUGAAAUCUUGGGUUGAUUAUGAUUCAAACUCCGAAUUUUUAGAGGUUAGAUUGAGUAAAUUGGAUGACAAAAGGCCUUUCAAUCCAAUUCUAGCAUACCAUGUUGAUUUGUUGGAAAUGUGGGGUAAUAAGGAUGUUUUUGUUGGUAUAAUAUCUACAACCAAUGAGGAAUCUUCACAGAGUAGUAGCAAUGUUUAUUCAUGGAGAUUUAAGGUAAGGGAUGCUUCUAGUUGGAUGCAUUCGUUGCCUGCGGAUCCACAAGGUUAUGUCGAUAAGGGUAGUCAGAAAUUUAGAGCAGAAAGAAGGAAGUUUUGUGCUUUUACAAUUUUCUCUGGGUUAAUCUUUGCUACAGUAUGUGGAGCCUUGUUUGCGUUUGUGAUGCUGUUUAUGUGGGCAAUUUUGGUUACCAGGCACACGGCAUUCCGGGUUGAGUGUCAUGCCAGUCCUGAAGAUUUCAGGUAUGAGAAGGUCAAUGUGAUUGUAGAGAAGGAGAAUCAAUGGGAUGAGGAUUAG